AAUUAAUCAAUAUAAUCCCCAAGAUGAAUAAUACAUUAGGUGAUACUCUGCCUUCUUUGCCCAAUGAUUUUCAAGGAACUGAAAAUGGAGAGGGACAGUUAAGUGAUUAAUAAAAAGUGAAGUAAUCAAAACUAAAUAUAUCACAGAUUGGGGAACUUGGGCAUGAUGACUCCUAUGAGUAACACUUUGACGUAUGAUUUUGAACAAAUAACUUUGGACACUUCACCAAAGGAGAGUGUUGUGAAUCAUAAAAAUUAUGAAAAUAUUGACACCAUAAAUGAAUAAGAAGAAAAUAAAUGCAAAUUAUAAGUAGAUUUACUCUUAUAUAUAAAACAGAAAUAUCAAAGUUUCAAGGUGGCUAAAGAUUAGAUUAGGAAAUCACCUAAGCACAAGACUUGUCAGCCACAAUAGACUGUGCCAUAAUUGGAAAUAGGAGAAUAAAACUUAGAGACUCAUACAGAAUAGCAAUCGCCAGACACACCUUCAAUGAAUGCCCAGACAUUGAAAUUUAUCAAGGAACUCUGGAAUUCAGAGAAGAGUGAAACUGAAUACUUCAAAGAGAUUGUCGAUCAAAAAAUACCGAUUGUUGAUUACAAAAUACCUACUCUAAAUAUAUAUUCUCCUUUAGUGGAUUGCAAUAGUCCUAUGUAUGAACCAGAUAUUGAAAUGGAUUUGUAUCUAACAAGUUUGGUGGUAAGAAUUUGCACUCCAUCCUAGGAUUCCUUGUGGGGCAAUUAGAUAGUCAGUAGGAAAUUGCAGAAGAUGCUGGAGACAGGAUCAAACGAAUAAAAGGAAUUGAUAGUGUAGAAAUUAGAACGAGUUAGUCCUCAAGUGGAGAAAGACAUAUUCGGCAAUUAUGUUGUAUAAAAGAUCUUUGAAUGCAGUACUUGUGUAUAUAUAUAUGAAAAUAGCUAAUAAUAAAUUGCAAUAGAGGAUGUUUACUAAACUGAAACCUCAUUUCUAUGAUUUAUCGAAAAAUACUUUCGGAUGCAGAGUCAUGUAGAAAUUGAUCGAGUACACCUAUAAUCGAAAUGAUCUCCAAAUCUAAGUCUUAUAACAAUUGCAAUCCAACAUGCGAUCUUUGGUAUACGAUUUGAAUGGAAAUUACGUCAUUUUUAAAAUGCUUGAAACCUUUGAUAAAUUUAAAAUGGAAUUCAUGAUUCCUAUAGUUGAAGAAUCAGUAUUCAUAUCAAUUAUAUUCAUAGUUCAAUUACAUGGGACAACAAAUUUAUGGCUGCAAAAUCAUUCAUAAAAUUAUUUAGCAAUAUUCUCAACAAUAAAUUACCAAAAUUAUUAGAUUGUCAGUUCAAAAUUACAACAUCUUAAGUUAAACUGAAUAUGGAAAUUAUGUAUUACAACAUAUUCUCUAAUAUUGGAUUCCAAGUCAAGAGAAAUUCCAUUUAGUUCAAUUAGUUUUACAACAGUUUUUUCAACUCAGCAUUAAUAAAUAUGCAAGGUACAUUAACUAUUUAAAAUUACCAGUAACACUGUUGAACGAGCAUUGGAAGCCUUGGGCAAACAAGAAUUAGUUUCUAUUAUGAAAUGGCUACUUUGCAGAAGUCCUAAUCAAUAGUACAUAAUAUCAUAUGAUAUCUUAAUAGCACGAGCAAUUUCGUUGUUUUAGCCAAUCACCAAUAUGCAAAUUACGUAAUAAAGAAAUUCUUAGUGCUAAGCGAUCACAAUGUAUUAAAAUAUAUUUCAGAUCAUUUGUAUUAGAAUCAAUCUGAAUUCACAGCAAUCAAAUCAACUGUUCAUGGUAAUUAUACUAUCGAAAUUUAGGCCAAAGAAUAAAUAGCUUCUUAGAUAAGCAAAUUUAAAAUUUGCCUUGAUUGCUUAAUAGCUUAAAAGCCAU
Messenger RNA from Paramecium octaurelia, 1852 nucleotides. The record is from the annotation of a GenBank genome assembly. Lineage: Eukaryota; Ciliophora; Oligohymenophorea; Peniculida; Parameciidae.